Messenger RNA from Dreissena polymorpha, 3216 nucleotides. RefSeq lists its product as uncharacterized. The transcript is spliced from 14 exons. The record is from RefSeq and is a predicted model, not a curated record. NCBI's taxonomy places the organism in Eukaryota, Metazoa, Mollusca, Bivalvia, Myida, Dreissenidae. Gene Ontology annotation, cellular component: plasma membrane; protein-containing complex. Bases 409 to 2547 code for a protein of 712 amino acids. Gene Ontology annotation, biological process: establishment or maintenance of epithelial cell apical/basal polarity; heterophilic cell-cell adhesion. Gene Ontology annotation, molecular function: calcium ion binding.
AGACUAUUCCCUUAGUGAGCAGGUGGCAGUUGAGUUGUGCUAAUAUCACAUUAGCUUCAUAAUUUGGGUUAUCUCUAGCCAUUCUCAGUUAAUGUAAUCAACGCAUGCGUGCUAAUAUAUAUAAUGACCGGUUAACGCAUAAAUGCCAUUUAGCUACUUUAACUGGUCUGAUAAGAAUUGUACGGAUUUUGUAAACUAAAUUAUUUAAUAAUAAACUUUCAAUGGUGGGCUGCACACGUUUUAUGUACGUAUUAAUAAUGAAGUAAUCAAAUACAUUUGAUUGAAAAUUCACAGGGACGUUAAAAUUAUGUUGAUAAUUAAAACGUGAUGAAACAGACAAUCGGACUUUGAAAAACCGAUCAAACCGGAACAUUUCUUCACUUGCAAAUAAAUCACGGCUGGUUAAGAAUGAAGUAUGGGCUAAUGAUUAAUAUACUUUUGGGAAUUUUUAUUUUUAAUUUAUUUUUGGAAUUGAAAACCAUUCAUGGAAAAUUUCUCGGUGGUACGAUCUCUUGGAUGGUACUUCAGAACAAGCAUACUAUAUUAGGGUCACGUAUGAAGCUUCGUCUGACAUACCGCCUGGCAUGGGAAAAAGGGACAGGUCCUUGUGGCCCCGGAUGUAACAUCUCUAACGUAGGAAAGGAAGUAUCAUACUUCAGUACGGAGAUUGCGUCACUAAAAUGGGUGGACGGAAAUGGAACCAUUCUACAUGACGUAAGCUACGUUUUGACGUCAGUCAGUCGAUCAGAUAUGAAUGGUUGGGAACAAGGGGAGGCAAUUUUUAAAGCUGGACUUCCAUCCACUCCUAUGUUUGUACGGUUGAAACACAUUCCAUGGAUUUUGUCGUCAAGCUCAUUAGCCAAUGACAAUGGUAUGCUGGAGAUGGUAAUAAUAACUGACUUAAGAAGUGACAAGGGCACAAGUAACCAGAGUCCGUAUUCUUCUCUGCCGUCCUUUCUUGGAAUCGCGCACAACUGCACGAGCGUGAUCGAAAUCCCUGCCGAGGACCCGGAUGGAGACAAGGUGAGGUGUCGGUGGGCGGAGCAGAGCGAGUGCGGGGGAGGAUGCACAAACCUGCCAAUCAACUCCGUCUGGCUUGAUUCGGGCACAUGCAAAGUGACCGUUAAUACAGAACGAUAUGAUGUAAAUGGCACUUACCGACUCGCAGUAAUGCUUGAGGAUUACGUACCAUACAAGGUGAACGUCGGGUCUAAACAGCAUAGCGCGGGAACUGCGUUUAGCAAAACGCCUUGGCAGAUGACCCUACGAGUAAUACGAGUUGCCUGUGACAAUACACUAAGGCCGGAGUUUGUAUUCCCAACGGUGAAAGAUAAUGCUCGAGCCGUCUAUUCAAUAGACAUGUAUAGAGCCAGAACAGCUGUGCAUAUUUCGUACUAUCUGACAAAACUUAAGAUCAAUGGAAGCUUGGAUUUUAUGAUCAGUGGUCCGAGUUUAAUGAAAUAUGUCUAUGAAAGCGACGACUUGAAUAGAACAGAUGUUAUGAAGUUAAGUGUAGACUGGACACCAAAACCUCCUGACCAGAAAGCAGACUUUCAGUUUUGUGUGUGGGGCGUCGAUUCUAUUGGAUUAACGUCAAAACCAAAGUGUGUUCUAGACAUAGUAUUUGAUACCGAUAAUUGUAAUCAAGUGAAAUGUGAAAAUAAUGGAACUUGUCGGAAUAUAUUUGACAAUCCACUAGAAAGUUGUGUGUGUGACACUGGAUAUGUAGGCAAAAACUGCACUCAAGCAAUACAGUGCCAAGAUGCUCCGUGUUUGAACAAUGGAACUUGCUUUCCAUCGAAUGGAUCCUUCAUUUGCGCAUGUGACAGAGAGUACACAGGCGUUCACUGUGAGAAUCGUAUCACUGCCUGCACCUCCGCACCGUGCCAGAAUGGGGGCACGUGCCUGGAUCAACCAGGAUCAUUUCAGUGUAUCUGUCCAGUAAAUUUUACCGGUCAUCUUUGUGAAAUAAGCUUUACGACAACGACAAAGUCUACAAUAGUGUCUUCAACAAAUUUAUCCAACAUUACACAAACAACGACAUCGUCUACAUGCAUGUCAACACUUACAUCCUCACAGACAAUUACUUCGUCUGUAAGCAAACCAAUCACUACAUCACAAACAGUGACAUUAGCUUCAAGCAGGCCAGCAAGUACAUCGCAAACAACGGUAACGACAAUAAGCAAACCAGCAGCAACGAUAUCAGUAACAACAACUUCGUCGUCAACCAAUAAAACAAACCUGCCAACCAAACCUCUGACAACUUCCUCCGCACUUUUCAUGGCAUCUUUGACCAGUAUAUCUGCAACUGCCACAACACCUGCUUUAACAUUGAAGCCAUCAUCAACCAUCUUACCUGAGGAUUCUUCUGAUCAGCAUACUCCGCUUUUCUGGGGAAUAAUAGCCGUGCUGUGUGCCUUGGCGGUUGUGGCUCUGAUUGUUGCAAUCGUCAUUGUGAAGAAGAUCGUGCAAGUGAAGCCUCAAGACAUCUCUGCAUCCGCAUCCACUCCAGUGACGCAUGUUUCAAAUGUUGGACUCAACUUUUAAACAAAAAGCUUAUUAUUAAAUAGUUGUUUAUGAAUGUCAUUUGGCACUAUACUGUCGGUGUUGUGCUGCAUAAAAUGCUCUAAUAAAGAGUUGCUUGGUAGUAAAUCGUCAAUAAAUAUUCUAAUGUUGAACUGUGUGAGUUUAUAUAAAAUAUUUCAUAAGAAUGUAUAUAGAAUUGUCUGUGUUAAGAUUUUAUUGCGAUAGCACAUCUAGUUGACAUAUUCUUUAUCUGAUCAUCUGAUAAUGUUUAUUCCUAAAUAUCAUCUUGGAUUAUAUGAGGUACAUUUAUUGAAAACAUUCGUCUCUCGAUUUUCAUAGAGCACGAACGGAAAAGUGCGACUUUAACUACAUAAUUACUUAACUGACAUGCUGCAAUUAGGUUUUUUCCAAUUUUCAAAAACAAGCAAACUGACUAGAUAUCCAUUUAGAUAUAUGAUUCAAGUCAUCCCUUUAGUUAUAAUCAAACUGGGAUUGCUCUGAACAUGAUCUGUAUUCAACAACUAUUUUAACAAUUGCAAAUACAGAAUAGAACCAAGAACAGAAUGUGCGGUUGACCUGGUACUAUUUUCCUUGUACUAAAAACCUUCGUGAUUAAUUUCUUCUAGUGGUGUUUGUUAAUAACAAAGUUGCAAUCAUAUGAUGCCAAUAAAAUGAGCCAUGUUUUGUUUA